Molecule: messenger RNA, 2640 nt
Organism: Pollicipes pollicipes
Lineage: Eukaryota; Metazoa; Arthropoda; Thecostraca; Pollicipedomorpha; Pollicipedidae
Product: transcription initiation factor TFIID subunit 3
Exons: 11
Coding region: 142-2385 (747 amino acids)
Biological process (GO): positive regulation of transcription by RNA polymerase II
Cellular component (GO): transcription factor TFIID complex
Molecular function (GO): transcription factor binding; p53 binding; protein heterodimerization activity
Source: RefSeq, a predicted model, not a curated record
GUGUAUGACGCGCGUGAAUGUUGGGUGUAGUGGACUCCGUGAAGUGGCAUAUCGUAGCAACCAGUGACUAGAAAGCAAGCUUUUAACGGUACAAGAGAGUAAAGUGUGGGUGUCUUCACGGCGAGACGUAAGGUCGCCGCCAUGCCGUCGCUGACGUCACUGAACAAGUACAACCGGGCAGCGCUGCGCGUGACGGUGGCGCAGAUCUGCCAGACGCUCGGCUGGCAGAGCGCCUCGUCCGUGGCGCUGGACGUGCUGGUGGACGUCAUGCAGAACUACCUGCUGGAGCUGGCCAAGAUGACCGGGCGAUACGCCAACCAGUUCGACCGCACGCUGGCGAACCUGGACGACCUGGGCCUGGCGCUGCGCGAGCUGGGCGUGCCGGUGGCCGAGCUGGAGGAGUACGUGGCCACGGUGGAGCCGGCGCCGUUCCCGCAGCGGGUGCCGCGUCUGCCCGUGCCGCGCUCCACCAACCUGAGCUUCCUCAAGCCCGGCAGCCAGGAGAUCGUGACGCGGCCUAUUCACAUCUACGAGCACCUGCCGCCCAUGCACCCGGAGACGGCCGAGGAGGAGCUGAACGACUCGCAGCCGGCGGAGUCGUCGAGCGGCCGGUCGGUGACCGGCGCAGGCUGCCAGUCCAGGCCUGAAGCGGCCUGGUGGUUCGCCGCCGAGGAGGAGGGCAGACCAAUGCGGGAGAUUCUCAGCGUCAUGAUGACCACCUCCGGCUUCAUCUCGCCGGCGCGCGAGGGCAAGCUGCCCGAGACGCGCCUGCCGGAGCCGCUGGACGACUACGGCGACGACUACCGCAACGUUAAGACGCGCAAGCAGCGCGCCGACACCUACCGCCGCCUCUCGGAGCGCGAGAGCGAGCGGCGCAACCGUGACCGAGACCGUGAGCGCUGGCUGCGCGAGGACGACCUGUUCGACAUCAUUGACGUCAAGGUGGAGGAGGAGGAGACGAGCGCCGGCGCCAGCCCCGAGAAGCUGCCCACCGUCAAGGAGACGGCCAAGCUGAAGCCCUUCAAGAAACACGUCAAGGCAGAAUCGACGCCAUCGAAGGGUUCGGCCGCCCACGCGCCGCCGGCCACCGUCUCCCCGAGAGGCAAGGCUAUUGAUGACCGGGCCAGGCUCAAAAAGAAGAAGAAGCUGAAGCCCGUGGAAGGAAAGAGCAGUAAGCUGUCCAUUUUUAAGAAGAUUGCCAAGUCCAAGCAGGGAAAAUCAUCAGACCGGCCAUCCACGUCGGGCAUUGAUUUUCUGAAAAAGAAAGCGAAGAAAAAAGUGCCGCCGACAAACCGCACUCCUACAAAGUCGAGCGACACCAGGCCCCCAAAGCCGCCAGACCGCUCGCCUUUGAAAUCGACCGACCACGCAGCGUCCAAGUCGGCCGAGCAUCCAUCGUCGAAGGCGGUGGAGCGCGCGCCAACCAAGGGCGCUGAGCGCGCGCCGGCCAAGGCGGCCGACCGCGGCGCGUCCAAGCACGUCGACCGGUCGCCACCGAAGGCGGCGGAGCGGGCGCCGGUGCGGCCCCGCUCGCCGUCGCUGGCUGACGAGCGGCGCGACAAGCCGCGCCCGCUGGCGGCGCGCCCGCUGGAUCCGCGCCGCAGCCCUUCAGACGCCUCGGACGGCUCGCGCUCGCCCACUCCCGACCUUAGCGGCAUGACGCCACUCAAGCGGCUGGAGAUGGCCGAGCGCGCCGAGAAGAAAAAGGAGAAAGAACAUAAGAAGAACAAGAAAGAUAAAAAGGACAAGAAGAAGAAGGAUAAAAAAGAUAAAGAAAAGAAGGAUCUCAAAACUGAUAAAAAGGAGAAGAAAAAGAAGGAAGAAAAGGACAAGAUUCCACCCAAAGCACCUGAGGUGCCGAAGCUGACGCUGCGCCUGGGCAGCCACGACUCCUCCAACAGCCGCUCGCCGACGCCCGAGGCGGCCGCGCCCAAACUGGUGAUAAAGCCAAUGCGGGAACAGGCGGAGCCGUCCGCCUCCGCGCCCGUCGGGAAACCGAGCAAGAAGGACAAGCCGGAGAAGAAGAAGGUGGAUGAGCCGCCUCCUGCGCUGCUCAAGCCACCCAAGAAAGAGAAGAAAAAGUCGCCGAGCGUGAAGCCCAAGAAGACGCCUCCCAAGGCGCAGCCAGCGGCUGUCAUCGCUGAGACCGUCGGCUCGUUCUUGGACAACGAAGGCAAUCGGAUCUGGAUAUGCCCCGAGUGCGGUCGCCAGGACGACGGCUCGCCGAUGAUUGGCUGCGACCGCUGCGACGACUGGUAUCAUUGGGUGUGCGUUGGCAUCCAAGUGCCUCCAGAUAAGAACGAAGACUGGUUCUGUCCACGCUGCAUAGCCAAGAAGCAGGAUAGCGUCAAACAAAAGGGCAAGGGAAGGGGCAAAAAGAAGUGAGCGGGAUGGCAACAGCGGGGCCUUCAUCAUGCAGCGUGCAUUACUCCAACCAUUCUCGUAAUGGAACGUCGUUUCGGUGAUGAAUUACCGCAACAUAUGGCGGGCUGCACAGUCAUCAACUUGCCUGCGGAGGCGUGGGCGAGCCGUUGUACGACUGAUUGUGGAAAAUGUCCCGUUGGUUCCGUACUUCGACCUUAAUAAGGUCUGCUAUGUUGACGAAUGUGUACUCGAAACAUUAAAAUGUUCUCGAUCCGC